This is a messenger RNA of Caenorhabditis sp. 36 PRJEB53466, 291 nucleotides long. The record is from the annotation of a GenBank genome assembly. Lineage: Eukaryota; Metazoa; Nematoda; Chromadorea; Rhabditida; Rhabditidae.
AUGAGUAGGAGACAGUUGGAUUAUCAGAUCUACAUGGCUCAAUUCAAGGCUGAAGAGAAGGAAGUCAAGGAAACAAAGGAUUCGGAUAGGAAACAUCCGCAAGUUACGAUGAGUAUCUAUCCGCAUUGGUUCCCCCGCCCGGAAACACAGACGGCGGUUGGAAUCUUGGAAUAGUCUCUCUAAACAAUCUGCUUUUCAUUUCAGGACAUCCGAGUCAAGAGCAGUAUUCCGAAGGAGGAAAUCAUCCAAGAAUAUCUUGAGUCAACGAGAAAGACAGCAGGAAAAGUGUGA